AUGAGCCGAAGAAGUCCAAAGCUUGAGCUGAAGUUGAAUCUUUCGCCGCCUACAUCAAGCCGGAGGAGGAUGGUUCGAUCUCCAAGCCACUCUGCGACCACUUCACCAACCUCCCCACAAAGCUCGUGCGUUUCUUCGGAGAUGAACCAGGACGAGUCGUCUUUGAGAUACUCGACAAGUCCAGAGACAACCUCGAUGGUUCUUGUCGGGUGUCCUCGUUGUCUCAUGUACGUUAUGCUCUCACAAGACGAUCCUAGAUGCCCUAAAUGCAAAAGCACCGUUCUUCUUGAUUUCAACCAUGAAAACGCCUCAAACGCCAACGUAAACGCUCCAGCCGCUACUUCCUCUGGUCGCAAGACUCGGAGGAACUGA
Molecule: messenger RNA, 372 nt
Organism: Eruca vesicaria subsp. sativa (arugula)
Lineage: Eukaryota; Viridiplantae; Streptophyta; Magnoliopsida; Brassicales; Brassicaceae
Source: the annotation of a GenBank genome assembly